Molecule: messenger RNA, 5323 nt
Organism: Sinocyclocheilus rhinocerous
Lineage: Eukaryota; Metazoa; Chordata; Actinopteri; Cypriniformes; Cyprinidae
Product: ELKS/Rab6-interacting/CAST family member 1-like
Exons: 18
Coding region: 192-3566 (1124 amino acids)
Biological process (GO): maintenance of presynaptic active zone structure; neuromuscular synaptic transmission; regulation of synaptic plasticity
Cellular component (GO): cytoskeleton of presynaptic active zone
Molecular function (GO): structural constituent of presynaptic active zone
Source: RefSeq, a predicted model, not a curated record
AUAACAUGACCAGAUUAAACGGAUAAAACCAGGCACUCUUCAACACAUGGUGAAAAUGAAACAUCUGCAUCUUUGAAUGCUUAAAAUAAGCCAAAAGUAGAUCACAGACCCUUCAAGAUUUACAGAAAUCAUCUAAUUAGUCCAUAUCGUCCUUUUCUCUUCACUCUUGCCCUUCUCCAGUCAAAACCGCCAUGUACGGUAGUGCCCGAUCCGUGGGCAAAGUGGAGGGCAACCACAGUGGUGGGAGCAAUCAGAGUCCCGGCCGCUCGCCCCAUCUCCCUCGCUCGCCCCGUCUGGGCCACCGCCGCACCAACAGCACAGGGGGCAGUGGAGCCGGCGCAGGAGGUCCAGGUGGUAAAACCCUUUCCAUGGAGAACAUCCAGUCUUUCAACGCUGCCUAUGCCACAUCCGGCCCCAUGUACCUGAGUGACAACGAGGUGGUGGCGUCCGGCCCGGACCUGCCGAAGAGCACCAUGACGCUGGGCCGCUCGGGAGGACGGGUGCCUUACGGCGUCCGCACGACUGUCAUGGGAUCCAGCCCGAAUAUCUCCACCGGGGCUCCCGGCUCCAUUUCCACCGAUGCUAUCGCUUUCGGAGACCACCAUAUGCCUUCCACCCUUGCGUCCACUGUGCCUCAUUCGCUGCGCCAGGCGCGGGACAACACCAUCAUGGACCUGCAGGCCCAGCUCAAGGAGGUGCUUAGGGAGAACGAGCUUCUGCGGAAGGAGGUGGAUAUGAAGGAGAGCAAACUCAGCUCUUCCAUGAACUCCAUUAAGACCUUCUGGAGCCCUGAGCUGAAAAAAGAGCGUGCCCUGCGCAAGGACGAGGUGUCGAAGAUCACUGUGUGGAAAGAGCAGUACAGAGUCGUCCAGGAGGAGAACCAGCAUAUCCAGAUGACCAUCCAGGCCCUCCAGGACGAGCUGCGGAUCCAGAGAGAUCUGAACCAGCUGUUCCAGCAGGACUCCAGCGUUCGUCCUGGCGAGCCCCUGACCGCCGAGCUGACUGAGGAGAACUUCCAGCGGCUGCACGGUGAGCAUGAGCGGCAGGCCAAGGAACUCUUCCUCCUGAGGAGGACUCUGGAGGAGAUGGAGCUGCGAAUCGACACGCAGAAACAGACACUGUGCGCCCGAGACGAGUCCAUCAAGAAGCUCCUGGAGAUGCUGCAGAGCAAAGGGCUGUCGGCCAAGGCCAACGAGGAGGACCACGAGCGGACACGGAGGCUGGCCGAUGCCGAGAUGCAUAUCCAUCACCUGGAAAGCCUUUUGGAGCAGAGAGAGAAGGAAAUGGUCUUGCUGAGGGAGGAUCUCCACCGACGAUUUGAGGGAGCUCCAGAAUCUGCCAAAACCAAGGCCCUACAGACUGUCAUUGAGAUGAAGGAUUCUAAGAUCAGUUCUCUGGAGCGCAGUCUGAGUGACCUGGAGGACGAGAUACAGAUGCUCAAGUCAAACGGGGCUCUCAGCACAGAGGAGAGAGAGGAGGAGAUGAAACAGAUGGAGGUCUACCGCAGUCACUCCAAGUUCAUGAAGAAUAAGGUAGAGCAACUGAAGGACGAACUGGCACAGAGCGACGCUCAGGGCGAGGAGCUGAAAAAGCAGGCGGCUGAGCUGCAGCAAGAGAUUGACCAGGUGAAGCAGGAUCUCUCCAGGAAGGACACUGAGCUCUUGGGCCUGCAGACUAAACUGGAGACGCUCACCAAUCAGUUUUCUGACAGCAAACAGCACAUUGAUGUGCUCAAAGAGUCUCUCUUUGCCAAGGAACAGCGUGCUGCCAUCUUGCAGACUGAGGUCGAUGCUCUGCGUUUACGUCUGGAGGAGAAGGAGGCUACGCUUAAUAAAAAGAGCAAGCAGAUUCAGGAAAUGUCAGAGGAGAAGGGCACACUGAAUGGAGAAAUUCACGACCUCAAAGACAUGCUUGACGUCAAGGAACGCAAGGUCAACGUGCUGCAGAAGAAGAUUGAGAACCUGCAGGAGCAGCUGAAGGAUAAGGAGAAGCAGAUGACCAGCUUGAAGGAGCGCGUCAAAUCCCUGCAGGCAGACACUUCAAACACGGACACGGCCCUCACCACGCUGGAGGAGGCCCUGGCUGAGAAGGAGCGUAUUAUCGAGCGUCUUAAGGAACAGAGGGACAGAGACGAGAGAGAGAAGAGCGAAGAACUGGACAGCAGCAAGAAAGAGCUCAAAGAGCUGAAAGAGAAAGUCAACUUACUGCAGGGAGAGCUGUCCGAUCGCGAGGGCUCUCUAUUGGACCUGAAGGAGCACGCCUCGUCCCUGGCCUCCUCUGGACUGAAGAAGGACUCCAAGCUGAAGAGUCUCGAAAUCGCUCUUGAGCAGAAGAAAGAGGAAUGCACCAAACUUGAUAGUCAACUCAAGAAGGCUCAGUCUGUUGCGGUUGAGGCUCAGGCAAAUGCAGGACUGUCGGAGCGCAUUGCCACACUCGAGCAGGAGGUGGCGCGUUACAAGGAGGAUGCUGGGAAGGCACAGGCCGAGGUGGACCGGCUCCUGGAAAUCCUCCGAGAGAUGGAGAAUGAGAAGAACGACAAGGAUCGCAAGAUCAGCGAGCUGGAGAGGCAAAUGAAAGACCAAAGCAAGAAGUUUGCCAACCUGAAGCACAAAGAGCAGGUGGAGAAGAACAAGAACGCUCAGUUGAUGGAAGAGGCUCGUAAGCGAGAGGAUAACAUCAACGAGAGUUCUCAACAUAUCAAGGAUUCUCUGCAGCAGAAGGACGAGCGCAUCGAGGAGCUGGAGGAGGCCUUGCGUGAGAGCGUUCAGAUCACGGCUGAGAGAGAAAUGGUGUUGGCACAAGAGGAAUCUGCUCGUGCAAACGCAGAGAAACAGAUGGAGGAGCUGUUGGCCGCCAUGGAAAAGGUGAAGCAAGAGUUGGAGUCCAUGAAGGCCAAGCUGUCGUCCACCCAGCAGUCCCUGGCGGAGAAGGAGGCUCACCUGACCACACUGAGGGCAGAGCGCAGAAAGCACCUGGAGGAAGUGCUGGAAAUGAAGCAGGAGGCGCUGUUGGCAGCCAUCAGCGAGAAGGACGCCAACAUCGCUCUUCUAGAGCUGUCGUCCUCAAAAAAGAAGAAGACUCAAGAUGAAGUGGCUCUGCUGAAGAGGGAGAAAGACCGGCUGGUACAUCAGCUCAAACAGCAGACGCAGAACCGCAUGAAGUUAAUGGCUGAUAACUAUGAGGAUGACCACCUCAAGGCCUCCAAUUCUGACCAGACCAAUCACAAACCCUCUCCAGAUCAGAUUAUCCCCCCACUCAUAGACCUCAAUCAGAACCGCAGUAAGCUGAAACUGUACAUCGGCCACCUCACAGCCCUGUGCCACGAGAGAGACCCCCACAUCCUGCAGAACCUGGCCCCGCCCUCCGCAUACCACCGCAGCCAACAGGACGCCUGGGAGGAGGAGCUUCAGAAGAUGAGCCCCGAACAGCUGGAAUCCGAGCUGGAGCAGUGUGAACGAGAGAGUGCCGAACUGCAGGAAUACGCAAACUCCGUCCUGCAACAGAUUGCCGAUCACUGUCCGGACAUCCUGGAGCAGGUGGUCAACGCUCUAGAGGAGUCCUGCUGACCGGACCAGAUCACGGAGCCGAGCCCUGCCUCCUCCUCCUCUUCCUGCUUCUCCUUCCCUUUCUUCUGUGUUUCACUUGAUUUCACAGGAUGCCAGCCCACAAACUCUCUCACCCUCACCCACAUGCACAAAUCAAAGGACAGACACAUACGGGAAAGACUGACAGCUCACAAGUCAAGUGCACGCUUGGAUUGGCUUCGGGGUGUGGGAAUGAUGGGCUUUCCUUCUGCCAUCCCCUACCACCACAUUCAUCCUCUCCGCACCUUCAGAAUCCUGUUUACGCUCACAUAAACAUGGGGAGGAAGAAACCGAAAGGGGGAAAUGGGCAGCAUGGAAGCUUAGUAUUAUAAGUCAUGUUCACUCAUUUAGUUGUCUGUCUUGAAAACCCAUCCUGCAGGAGGUGAAGUUCUCUCUGCGAGGGUCAGGAAAUAGUCUCCUUAUCUUGAUAUAUACUAUUGCCACAGCUUUUAAAAGCUGCAGGAUUUUGAAACCGUUUUGAAGCAAUUUAGAUUUUUCCCCCCUCCUCCUCUCCCUUUUUCUAGAUGCUUUGUUACUGAUGUUAAAUUAUGGGUCAUUCGCGCAGGGCAAAACUCCUGCACUCUCGAACCAUCUGGUUUCACUCAAAAUUUGGUUAAUGCUCCGGUUGUGCCAGCAGACAGUCCAUGCGGACUUAAACAUACUUUUACUAUCGUAGUCAGUAGCGGGUUUAGAUUACUGCAACCCCCUACCAUCUGGGAAUUUACUAUUGACUCGGUUACUGGCCGAUUUCCUCCCGAAGUCUCGUUCAUAAAAGUUCCGAAACGGACAAUAUGGGUAAUGUUAUCCCGCAUGCACCUGUCACCAUCUAAAGAAACCACAGACCUGGUUUAUGUCUGUUAAAGGUGAGAGGAAGAAAAUUAUUUGCCUUGGAAGUUGUAGGUUUAUUGCUGCUAACAUUUGUCUUUGCAUGUGGCAGGUUUGGUUCGGUUAUGUUUUUCUUUUUUCUCGUGGCCGGCUCUCUGAUGCCGAGGGCGGUAAAACAGAGGGUGUAUUGCCGACACAGAUGUUGUGGACGCAGAAGUGCCUCAUCAUCAGAGAGCAGCUGCCACACAUCACUGGAAUAGGAAAAUAGGCACCUAUCACUCAUUCCGUACUUUGAAAACUAUGUGGUCUCACACUGGGAUGAAGACUGGCAGUAGUUUCUCAGUUUGCUCAAUUUUCUAAAGCAAAGAGUUGGAGACUACGGGGUUUUUCUUGACGGAUAAGGUCAAAUAAGAGUAGCUGUUUAGAUACCCUCCUCUUUUAUUCCACUCUCUCUUUUUUGGAACAGUUGGAAGUUGUUUUUUGCGGUUGCUUUGUGAGAUAUCAUCAAGCUUUGAUCACAAGCAUCUCGCAUGUACCAUCAUGCACCUCUCUUUCUCUUUGCUUGGCUUCAUAUCAUCAUCCUCAGACCAGGGCGUCUCUGUUAGCACAGCCGGCAGGUGUAUCCUCUUUCACUUUAUGGUUAUAUGGGUCUUUAUCCGAUGGCAUUGGGUGUCCGUUUCUGGACCGGCCACAGGAGUGAUAAGACACAACCUCAUUCAACUUGUGAUAAACGUGUUUGCCUCAUAAGACAGAUCGGCCAUUGCUUUAAAACCUCACAGACAAGACAAGCAGCACGAGAUCACAGCGAAUAUAAUCAUCUCUCUCUCUCUCUCGCACGCUCCCAUAUCACCAUACCACCUCUCCUCAUGCUCAUACACACUAGUUAUGAGGGAACCUGCCACGUGUUGUUGGGC